CCACCGCCCGGCUAAAAUGUUGACUUUUCAUCUCAGUAAAUAUGAGGUUUCAAACAGUAGUUGGAGAUAUUCUCUCUCUCUUUAAAUUCAAGUACUGAUAGGUGCACAGCCACCCCUGGGAAUUUAGCAUGAACAAGACACCAAUGAGUUCUUUUUCAUUCUCAACGCCUGCUAUGUUGUGAUGUAAUUCAAAUACUGUGCAGUUCACCAAAUGCGUACAAUUCGAUGGUUUUAGAUCGUAUCCACAGAGUCCUACAACUGUCACCCAUCAAAAGAAACACCACGGCAAUGAUGUCACUUCUUAUGUCCACCCCCGUGAAAACUUGCGGGUCAAAUAAACAGUUCCCAUCCAGGUGUCAGGAGACAAAGCAAAUUACUGUAUGGAGGGGUCAAGAUUGAGGAGGUUCUUCCUGGCCACCUGCACUGGUUGUGCCCUCAUGACAUUACGGAAGAUUCAUUCUCUCUCUCGUGUCCCUCGAGUGUGUGUGUCUGUGUGUGUGCAUCCGAGGCUUUAAAGAUCGCACAGCUUCCGGCAGCGUACCCCAGCACGCUCACCCCGAGAACAAACUGCCAGGCAACACGUCCCGGGCCACACCCUGGACCCGGCAGUACGCAGGAAGACGGCUGGCCUGGCGGUGGAGCAGCCGCGGCUUCCGAUUGGCCAGGCGUACGCAACGGCCCUCCUUCCGCAGGCUGCGGGCCUAUCUAACCCAGGGUCAUCACCUUCACGAGCAGCUUCGGGCUGAGCACGGAAAGCAGGCUUCGCGGGUUCUCGGCUGCAGAAGAUCAGCUCGGGAGAUCCUCCUGUGGCAAGGCCAGGCCCCCGGGCCGUUCUCAGGGUUCGCGAGUCUUUCUUUGUCCGGUCUUUGCAGCCAGGAGGCGGGGCCUCGUUUGCUCCCGCCCCGGAAGCGGAAGUGCAGGGGUCUGGGGGGAGUCCUGUCCACUGUGAGUCUGGCCCGUGUGGCAGCGGUUCCUCCCGCUGAUUCUGCCGUUUCCUCUUGGCUGCCGGUUGUCGCGUUCUUCAUCUCACCAUGCUGUCUCUAGAUUUCCUAGAUGAUGUGCGGCGGAUGAACAAGAGACAGCUAUACUACCAAGUCCUAAAUUUUGGAAUGAUUGUCUCCUCGGCACUAAUGAUCUGGAAGGGGCUAAUGGUGAUAACCGGAAGUGAAAGUCCAAUUGUAGUGGUGCUCAGUGGCAGCAUGGAGCCUGCGUUUCACAGAGGGGACCUCCUUUUCCUAACGAACCGUGUCGAAGAUCCCAUACGAGUGGGAGAAAUCGUCGUCUUCAGGAUAGAAGGAAGAGAGAUUCCUAUAGUGCAUCGAGUCUUGAAGAUCCAUGAAAAGCAAAACGGGCAUAUCAAGUUCCUAACCAAAGGAGAUAAUAAUGCCGUUGACGACCGAGGCCUCUAUAAACAAGGACAACACUGGCUAGAGAAGAAAGACGUUGUAGGAAGAGCGAGAGGUGCAGGUGACCAGACGACCUCGCCACUCCGCUGUCUCUCUAGUGUCCUCACACAGCCUGAGCGUCAUCAUCUUUUCAAAUGUGCAGAGAUCAAAGGGGCAUUACACUUGUGUGCCAGCUCAUCGGAAAGAGGAGCCGACCUCAUCUUCCUAAACCGAGAGAGCACACUGAAAUGCUGCUUGCUUGCUUCAGUCAGAAGUCACCAAGGGACUGAACUUUAUUUUGGCGGCAGCCGUUCCAGCAAUAACUGCAAAGGGAAGAGCUGUUGUUUCCUAUUUAACAAGCCUCAGAGUAACCUGAUUUACCGAGGAGAGAGGCAGAGGUCGGUCUGCACAGCAGAGGUCUGUGUCACUGUUAUUGCCCUGGGUGCCAUGUCCUUUCCUACCUUUGGAAGUCAAAUGGGCAAACCUCCAUUUUCAAAGCCCCUCCUCGGGGUGGCUCAGAUUAUCAGGUCUCUUAGAAAUAUAAGAUUCUCUACCAGAUUCCUAAGUCUCUAAACCUCCUUAGAUAAUGAGUGAUGUUGGCACACAUCCCAGUACUAGAGAGGUUGAAGCAAGAGCAUUUUGAGUUCAAGACCAGCCUUUGGCUCCGCAGUGAAUCUAACCUUUUUAGAGGCCUCUUUGGGGUUGAGCAUAUCACUUUGGUUAUGUAACUGUCCCCCUAAAUGCAUGAACAUUAUAUGCAGUAGUUAAGAAUGCUGCCUGGGCUCUCACUGCAGGGCUUUAUAACAUUCCCUGGCUCUCGUCUGCUCAGCUCAGUAGCAGCUUCCUGGCUUUCUCUUCUAAGCCGUGAACCGAGUAUGUGUUAGUUACCCGGAGCCGGUCUUCUGUAUAAGUGAACUUGUGAGAUCAGAACACGGCCUUAGGGUCACCCAUAGGAGAGCAAUGAGACUGGAGAGGUAGUGCCCACUAGCUCUGUUUCCUGAGAACUCAAAACUCAAUUGGCACUGAAGCGAUGCAUGGGAAAACAGGAGUGUGUGUUAGGGAGAACUGUGGCUGUUCUCACAGCUUUGGGAGCAUGAGGUAGUGCCCCAAAAGUGCCAUGACAGACCUGAAGCCUGGCUCUGGUGAAAUGUCCGCACGAAUAACAACCUCUGGGGUGACCCUUGCCAAUAACUUAAGGGACAGGCUUGUCAGUAAGUUCCUUCAAGCGGUUAAGGAAAGCAGCGCUCACUCAACAGUUUCCCUUAGUUUCUGCAUCCGCAGAGAGGCUGGGAGUAUGCUGGAUGCGGGAGAGAGGGAGGGGUUGCAGAGGGAAUGAUGCGUGCAGGAAGGUGAAGAGAGCUAUAUCUGAACACCGUGGCUAAGCUGUGAAGGAACAGAGAGGUGUAAAUGUCAGGCUGGGGGUGAGAAGCAACAAGACUGCAAGGAAAAGCCGGGGCCAGAAAGCGACUGUUGCUGUCCCCUAUGCCACACUCCAGAACCUCAGCAUCGCAGAAAGGCUCCCUGGGACCAGGUGGUGGCUCAGUAAAGUGCUUGCCUUCCAAGCACAAGGACCCAAGUUCAGAUUCCCAGCACUUGUAUAAAAAGUUAGGGUUGUUGGCCAAAACCUGAAAUCCCAGUGCUGGGGGAGGUGGGGACAAGAGGCUUACUGGCCAGCCGGUCUUAGUAAGUACCAGCUUCAGCAGGAGACCCUACCUCAGAAACUAAGGUAGGGACUGGGGAGGUGACUCAGCAGGAAAAGCAUUUGAUGCAGCAAGCAUGACUUCAGUCCAGAUUCUUAGAACCCACAUGAAAAACUGUAUGUACUAUCACAUACAUGUAAUCAAUGUUCCUGUGAAGGGAUGGGAGAAUAAUGCAGAAGCUCACAGUCUUCUGAACUGGAUGACUUGGCAAAGCAGCAGAAACAAGACAGUCCUGCCUCA
Molecule: messenger RNA, 3325 nt
Organism: Microtus ochrogaster (prairie vole)
Lineage: Eukaryota; Metazoa; Chordata; Mammalia; Rodentia; Cricetidae
Gene: Sec11a
Product: SEC11 homolog A, signal peptidase complex subunit
Exons: 5
Coding region: 1032-1958 (308 amino acids)
Cellular component (GO): signal peptidase complex; membrane
Molecular function (GO): serine-type endopeptidase activity
Source: RefSeq, a predicted model, not a curated record